AGGUGCAACCCCUCAGCGACACAUGUGAGGGGUCCGUACCUGGGAGGAAGGAGGCAGCAGAGCAGAACAAACGCUGACAUGAGGACGCACACACUUUUGACUGUAGCUCUGCUGGGCCUGCUGCUCUGGGCCUCCUGCGGCCAGGCUAAGGACACGACACAAGGAGACUCCUUGGAGGAGACAGAGGAGACUCCGGGAGAGCAGGCGGCGGAGGAGGAAACCGAGAAAACAGUGGAGGAGAACAAUGUGAUGGUUCUCCACAACACAAACUUUGACAGAGCUCUCAGCGAGAAUCAAUAUCUACUGGUUAAAUUCUAUGUUCCCUGGUGUGGCCACUGUAAAACCCUGGAGCCUAUUUACGCUGAGGUCGCUGGAAAGUUGAAGGAGGAUGGAUCGCCGAUGCGUUUGGCCCAAGUGGAGGCCACCAAGGAGCAGGAGCUGUCCCUGGAGUUUAAAAUUAUGGGCUACCCCAUUCUGAAACUGUUCACAAACGGAGACCGCAAGAAGCCCAUCGACUACCCUGGUCCCAGGACAGUGGAGGCCAUGCUGCAGUGGAUCAAGCGCUGUACGGGCCCCGGCGCCCCCGUGCUCGACACGGCAGACUCGGCAGCUCAGUUCAUCGAGUCCCAUAAAAUCGCCGUCAUAGGAUUCUUUGAUAAUCUGGAGAGUGAGGCGGUGAAGGUGUUCAAGACGGUUGUUUUGGCUCUUUCUGACACCGAGUUUGCUAUGACGACGAGUCCAGAGGUUUUCCAGAAGUAUGGAGUUGAAAACAACUCAGUGGUGCUCUUCAAAAAGUUUGACGAAGGCAGAGCGGACUUUCCAUUGUCAGAAGGAGAGCUGAAUCCAGAAGAUCUGACCAUCUUCAUUAAACAAAACAGCCUGGAGCUGAUCAUCCCAUUCCGCCUGGAGACUUCAGACCUGAUCUUCAACUCUGGCAUCCCGCUGCACGCCCUGCUGUUCAUCAACUCCUCUGUGGAGAGUCAGACAGCCCUGGUGGAAGAAUCCAGGCCCAUUGCCAAAGAGUUCAGGGGCAAGAUGCUGUUCGUCUUGAUUGACACAGCAACAACUGUGGCUAAUGUGCUCAACUACUUCGGCGUAUCCGACAAAGACGUCCCCACCGCGCGCCUCGUCAGCAUGGAAACGGGGAAGAAGUUCAACACCGAAGGCGGCGAUCUCGCCAUAAAGUCACUGAGACGGUUGUGCCAGGAUGUCGUUGACGGCACCGCCGAGCCUUACUUUAAGUCUGAGGAGAUCCCAGAGGACUGGAAUAAAGAACCAGUCAAAGUCCUGGUGGGAAAGAAUUUUGCGUCCGUUGCUCUGGACCCGACCAAAAACGUCUUUGUGGAGUUCUAUGCUCCAUGGUGUCAACACUGUAAGGAUCUAGCUCCCAUCUGGGAACAGCUGGGCGAAAAGUACGCUGACAGAGAUGACAUCAUCAUAGCCAAGCUGGAUAGCACGGCCAACGAGGUGGAGUCUUUACCCAUCUCUGCAUUCCCAACUCUCAAAUACUUCCCGGCUGAUGAAAAACAGGUGGUCGACUACAGUGGAAAAAAGGAUCUGGAGAGCUUGUCUAAGUUCCUGGACGACGGAGGAGUGUUGCCCGAGGCGGAAACAUCUGAGGAGGGAGAUGAGUUUGACGCUCAAGGUGACGACACUGGCGAUGAGGACGUUGCUAUGUCUAAAGAGGUACCAACCAACACAUCUAAAGAAGAGCUGUGAUGUCACUUUGGUUUUUUCCACCUUAAAAUUUUUCUUAAUAAAAUGAAUUUGGGUUACAAA
Molecule: messenger RNA, 1779 nt
Organism: Cyclopterus lumpus (lumpfish)
Lineage: Eukaryota; Metazoa; Chordata; Actinopteri; Perciformes; Cyclopteridae
Gene: pdia2
Product: protein disulfide isomerase family A, member 2
Exons: 11
Coding region: 79-1719 (546 amino acids)
Biological process (GO): protein folding; response to endoplasmic reticulum stress
Cellular component (GO): endoplasmic reticulum
Molecular function (GO): protein disulfide isomerase activity
Source: RefSeq, a predicted model, not a curated record